UAUAAAAUUCCUUGAUUUCUGGGUUCUAUCCAGCAACAAUUAUUUGAUGUAAAAGUAUGGGUCAAGAAAUUAAAUAAUUGGCUCAGGGCGACCCGUAUUUCUUAUCGUCACCUUCCAACCAUGAUGACAAGAAUUUGUGUCGCUCUCUUAUUCGUUACGUGCUGUCUGUGUUCAACAAUUAGAAAAUACGAUGAAAAUCAGCAAGAACUAAGUGAUGCUGUAUCAAGUGGUUGCCACAGCGACAGAGACUGUGCCACUCACGUUUGUCCUCAAAAUCAAGGCGCCAGCUGUCAACAUUUUCACUGUAUCUGUCAUCAGUCUUCUGCACACGGAGUUUCAGUGAACCAUACAGAUCAUGGUCAUGGACACGGACAAACAACAAAUGCGACCACCAAGACGUCCACCACCGGAACAACAAUACAACUUUCUACUACACAAUCAUCAACAACUCCUCCACCACAGUCAACGAUUUCAACAUUACAGCCAACAGAUAAAGCAACAACCACAAAACAAUCAACAACAGGGACAACAAUACAACCUUCUACCACUCAGUCGUCUACCACAACACCACAGCCAGCGAAAACAUGGGCGCCCUCGACUACCCAAUCAUCCACGACAUUACCACCAUCAACAAAGUCUGAAACAAAGCCAUUACCAUCAACGACACACGCAGUGAAACCAUCAACGACAAUUCUGCCAUCUACAACGCAGGCUUCCACAACCAUACAAUCAUCAACAAUAAAGUCAACGACAGAGAUGCCAUCUACAUCACAACCUACAACAACAAUGAAGUUGACAACACAAGAAACAACUACAACAACUGUGACAUCUUCAUCAACAACAACAACUACAACUAAACCCACGACCAAACCGACAACGAUAUCUACAACAAAAGCAACUACAACUCAAUCCACAACAAUAUCUACAACAAAGGCAACUACAGCAAAACCCACUACAAUAAAGGAGACUUCUACUAGACCUUCGACAACAAACAAAGCAACCGCAUCAACACUUUUAUCAAUAACAUCAUCAACAGAAAGAUCUGAGUGCCCAUGUACAUAUUACAAUACAUUUGUAACCCUGUCAGGGAUCGGGACGAUGCAUUGUGCCAAUCCCGACAGAAGGCGCUGUAUUGAUGGCAGAUGUUAUUGUGUGGCGGAUCCAGACGCUCCAUAGUGACUUAAUUAUAAUCAAAUAUAUCAGCUGUGU
This is a messenger RNA of Saccostrea cuccullata (small rock oyster), 1209 nucleotides long. Its product is annotated as salivary glue protein Sgs-3-like. Bases 121 to 1176 code for a protein of 351 amino acids. The record is from RefSeq and is a predicted model, not a curated record. The transcript has 6 exons. Lineage: Eukaryota; Metazoa; Mollusca; Bivalvia; Ostreida; Ostreidae.